Molecule: messenger RNA, 3809 nt
Organism: Bombina bombina (fire-bellied toad)
Lineage: Eukaryota; Metazoa; Chordata; Amphibia; Anura; Bombinatoridae
Gene: MAP3K10
Product: mitogen-activated protein kinase kinase kinase 10
Exons: 11
Coding region: 716-3679 (987 amino acids)
Biological process (GO): protein phosphorylation; positive regulation of apoptotic process
Molecular function (GO): protein binding; ATP binding; JUN kinase kinase kinase activity
Source: RefSeq, a predicted model, not a curated record
AACAGCUGACAGCUUGUGGAAGGUGAAUGGCAACCAUUAUUCUAGGGGGAGGGGGUUGUAUUUUAGGGGUUAAAAGCUUCAUCCAUGCAGGUUAAGGAAGGAUGGAUGGAAAUACAUUGAAUGGAAGUAAAAUAAUGAAGGUUGGUGAGGAGAAGAGGAGGCUGGUGGCUGUAGAGAGGAAUGUUUCAUUACUGGAUGCAUAGAGAGCUGGCAACCAGUCACCAUACAGACUAUUUUAGGAUCCUGGUGCACCGAGGCAUCUCUCUCUCAGCAUAUCUGGGAUGUAGAUGCUGCUGAAAGCAUCAAGCAAGUUCCUACGUGAAGAUGAUAAUGUCAUGAAGAACCAGCUGGAUUGACCAUAGGAGAGAAUUAAAGACAGGCAUUAAUCUAUAGGGGCCCUAUGAAGUUGGAGUUUCGGCCUAGCUGUGAUCUUAAUUAUUGACUAACUGUAAUGGAAUUUAUUUGCUCUACAGUUCCUUGUUUAUUUUUAACUGGAAUCCAAGUUGAGGUUUUCCACUCAAUCUUUGGACUAAUAUCAAGGAUAUGUGAUGGAGGUAUUGCUUAGGCAAACAAGGAUCAACAUUACAGAUGGGUUGAUUCCGGGUUUGUGUAGAACCCUCAUUUUCAUCCGCUGCUUCCCUUUUCAACAAAACUCUUGGAACUAAAAUGGUGUGCAAGGUUUUUUCCAUUUUCUCCUAAGGAUUGAGCAGUGGGGAUGGAUAAUCCACAGAAAUCUGAUGCCUUGUUGUGGCAAAAUUCCAAAGACACCAAGGAAAAUGGUGUGUGGAAUGACAUGCUGGAGUAUGGGGUUUCCAACCCCUUGUGGACUGCUGUUUUUGACUACGAGGCUACUGCCGAAGAGGAGCUGACACUACGGAGGGGAGACCUAGUGGAAAUACUCUCCAAGGACUCUACGGUGUCAGGAGAUGAGGGUUGGUGGACGGGCAAGAUUAGAGAUAAGGUAGGCAUCUUUCCUAGUAACUAUGUAGUGAGUGACCUUAAAUAUACAACUUUGAAGGGAACCCCAACAGAAUUUCCGCGCCCUCUGAAGAUCAAGUUUGAUGAGCUAGCCUUAGAAGAGAUUAUAGGAGUGGGAGGCUUUGGGAAGGUCUACAAGGGAAUAUGGAGAGAAGAAGAGGUUGCUGUGAAGGCUGUGAGACAUGAUCCAGAUGACGACAUCAAUGUAACAUCAGAGAAUGUCAGGCAAGAGGCUAAGCUCUUCUGCAUGUUACGUCACCCCAACAUUAUAUCGCUAAAAGGCGUUUGUUUGACACCUCCUAAUCUUUGCUUGGUCAUGGAGUAUGCCAGAGGUGGACCAUUACACCGGGCCCUGGCUGGAAAGAAGGUCCCUGCGCAUGUUUUAGUAAACUGGGCAGUUCAGAUAGCCAGAGGAAUGAAUUACCUGCACAAUGAAGCCAUUGUUCCUGUCAUCCAUCGGGAUCUAAAAUCCAGCAACAUCCUGAUUUUGGAGAAGAUUGAGAAUGAUGAUUUGUUUAACAAAACUUUGAAGAUCACAGAUUUUGGGUUGGCUAGAGAGUGGCAAAAAACUACCAAGAUGAGCGCGGCUGGAACCUAUGCUUGGAUGGCUCCGGAAGUCAUCCGUCUAUCUCUAUUCUCCAAAAGCAGUGAUGUUUGGAGUUUUGGGGUACUCCUGUGGGAGCUGCUGACGGGGGAAGUUCCGUACCGGGAAAUUGAUGCCUUGGCUGUGGCAUAUGGAGUAGCCAUGAAUAAGCUAACCCUCCCCAUCCCAUCAACCUGCCCUGAGCCAUUUUCACGUAUCUUAGAAGCUUGCUGGAACCCAGACCCCCAUAGCCGGCCUUCGUUUACAUGUAUCCUGGAGCAACUGACCACCAUCGAGAAUUCUGCAAUGUUCCAGAUGCCCCUGGAAUCCUUUCACUCACUGCAAGAAGACUGGAAGUUGGAGAUCCAGCAGAUGUUUAACGAGCUUAGGACCAAAGAGAAGGAGCUUCGUAGCCGUGAGGAAGAGUUAGUUCGAGCUGCUGAGGAGCAGAGGAACCUAGAGGAGAUGUUAAAGAGAAGGGAGCAAGAGUUGGCAGAAAGGGAGAUUGACAUUGUGGAGCGAGAGUUGAACAUCAUAAUGUAUCAGAUGUACCAGGAAAAACCCAAAGUGAAGAAGCGCAAAGGAAACUUCAAAAAGAGUCGCCUCAAACUCAAGGAUGGCAACCGCAUAAGCUUACCCUCAGGUUUUGAGCACAAAAUAACUGUCCAAGCAUCUCCGACACUGGACAAAUGUAAAGGACAGGGAUCAAGUAGCUACAGUCCUCCAGGAAGUCCUCUGAUCAUUCCUAGGCUCCGAGCCAUCCGAUUAACGCCUGUGGAUUGCAGCAAGACGUGGGGGCGCAGUUCUGUCCUGAAGAAGGAGGAGGUGACGUCCAACAAAAAGAAAGGCAAAACAUGGGGACCAAGCUCCACGCAACUGAAAGAACGAGUCGGAGGAGAGGAGAGGUUAAAAGCUCUUGGAGAAGGCAGCAAGCAGUGGUCUAACAGCGCACCCAAUCUUGGAAAGUCUCCAAAACACCAACCCAUCAGCGUGGGGUUUGCCAGCCUUACAGAGAUGGAGGAAUAUGUAGAUGGAGAAGGCUCCGUUCCCCAGUCCCCAUUUUCAACACAGUCCUACCUCACACUUCCUCUCAAUUCAGACGAUAAAAACCAAGCUGAGGACACCGCAGUCUCUGCAAGUUCAUCCUUGUCAGACAGCCCAAAACGUAGCUCCCAGUCCCGCAAGAAGAGUGAAUUGUUUUUGCUGGGAUGCGCCUCCCUCUUAGCGGCAGUGGCAUUGGGAAGCGACUUAACGGAACUGGUUCCUCAGGAGGAGAAACGAAAAGGCAUCUUUCAGUGGCCAGGUAGAGGGCCUAGGAAAAGUAACAAUUCACCCAGCCGCUCCUCAUCUCGAGGAGAGGAGCCUGUGGUUCCUCCUAGCUCUGUCACUCUUCUGUCUUUGUCUUCCAUCUCUGACUGCAACUCUACUCGAUCUUUGAUCCGUUCGGACAGUGACGAGGCGGGUAUCGGGCAUAAUAACUUGCCCAGGGAAAUGGACAGGAGGGAAGAGGGUAGCUCUGGAACAAACCCACUAGUGGACUAUAAAGUGGAAAGCUUCAAGAAGGACCCACGGCAGUCACUGACUCCAACUCAUGUCACUGCUUCAAGAUCUGGCACUGAGGUUAUAAGGGGCCACAGAAGGACACCAUCUGACGGCGCUAUUCGGCAGGUGACACAGAGUCACAGGAGGUCACCUUCAGAUGGCAGCACCCCCCAGCUAUGGGACACAGGUUCCAAAAUAUCUCCGUUUCCUCGUCUCCCAGAUCCACACUCUGUAUUUCCCCCACCUACUCGACGUAAACCCCCUGAUAAGGACCUUGCUGUAGAAAGACCAACCACUCUUGAAUUUGCACCUCGCCCUCGCCCCUCAGCUAAUCGACCUCGCCUUGACCCUUGGAAAUGUGUGUCUCUUGCACGGACUCAUAGCUCGUCCCCUCCCAGUGUAGGGGAUGAUCAUUCGGAUGAUCAUUCGGGUGACACCAUGGAAGAGCAAGGCAGGGUGACUUUGCUAGACAUGGAAGUAGAGGGGCAGAGACUGGACAACACUAUACCCCUGUGUGGGGCGGGAAAAAAUGUUCCCAUUGACCACUGUAAUAAUUUGGGAUCUGAUGUAUCUUAACUGGGCAGGCUCCUGGCACAAGAGUAUUAUUGAGCAUUUUGAAGGGUGGAAAGGGGUUUUAAUGAAUGUAUUUUGUGGUUAUAACCAGACGGGUAUAAUAAGGAAUCUGAUUAAAGAUCAUAAUAACAUA